GGUCUUUGGUCGGGAGAGGAAAAGGACUCUGAAUCGAGUUUACCUUCGAACGUUGCCAAAGUGAAGCCACAACCACAGUCCGGGUCUGAGCACCUACAGAGUGAUGGAAAAGCAGCAGCUAGUGUCCCGAAUGGUUGCCAUACUGCUCCUCCCAAAAGCCCCGGGAUUGCGCCUUUUCCCGGCCUGGGUGGUUUCAUGUUUUCGCCCUUCCCGGUGAUGUUUGGAGAUGUGUCAAUGGGACGGGGCUACACUUCUGUCGGUUCUGUUCUUCAACCACUUAUUCCGCCAUCCAAUGCAUCUAGUCCUCCCAUCGGUCAACCGCUUUACCAGCAACCCCCCUCUCUCGCUGCUAACGGAGCGAUGAACCAACGUCCUCUUCCAAUACGUUCCAACUAUAUGGAUCAGAACGCGAUGUUUGCUGCUAGUCUCCCGGCGUCGCAGAACGUUUCAUGGAAUAUCGGCAACAUCGGAAGCAUGCUGGAUAGCGCUUGCAAUGCUGCUUUGUCGGGUACUCCAUCUCCACAACUUGCUGCGACCCAUAUCUCAUCCUCUGUGCAGCAUCCACCACCCAAUAUGAUACUGCAACAUCGCAUCUUAGUUAGGGCUCCAAGAUUACUGUCCCAUGAGAUCCCCGCAGGUCUAGAUUUGUCUGGACGCUGCCUUUACGACCAGAAUCAUUCGCAGUCUCUCGCUCAUGGAUAUGGAGUGGGAAACUUGGCAGUUGCUGGAGGGCAUUUGGGACCGCCACACCCUCCGCCGAAUGUAGGAGCACCAACAACUCUGGUUCCUCCACCGCCUAUUCCUCCUCCUGAGCUGAUGAAUAUCCCCCCUCCGAUUGGCAGUCAGCGCGUCGCACCCGUGACGAUACAGUACGCAGGAUUUCCCCCGGCUCCACCUCUCAAUCAUGCUGUUCAUCCCUCGCAUAAUUUCGCCCAACCACCUCCGAAUGUCAGGCAUGAAGCGAUGUUUAUGCAGGCACUCGGGCAAGUGAGAACGUAG
Messenger RNA from Cylicostephanus goldi, 999 nucleotides. The record is from the annotation of a GenBank genome assembly. NCBI's taxonomy places the organism in Eukaryota, Metazoa, Nematoda, Chromadorea, Rhabditida, Strongylidae.